Messenger RNA from Mollisia scopiformis, 1196 nucleotides. Its product is annotated as putative endoglucanase-1 precursor. The record is from RefSeq and is a predicted model, not a curated record. The coding region runs from base 186 to 1001 and encodes 271 amino acids. Gene Ontology annotation, molecular function: cellulase activity. Gene Ontology annotation, biological process: polysaccharide catabolic process. NCBI's taxonomy places the organism in Eukaryota, Fungi, Ascomycota, Leotiomycetes, Helotiales, Mollisiaceae. The transcript has 3 exons.
AUCCAUCAGUGUGCUCUCCCAGGAAUCCGGUCUAUGAUGCUGGUGGGAAGGUUCAUUUAAUUGUUGUGCAACCGUCUUUAAGAGGAUACUAUUCUACUUCAGCUCCUCAAUUUAUUCUUUCCCAUCCAUUGUCCCUCUUUCCGGUUGUCUUUGCUUCAUUUCACGCUUUAUUCUUCCUUUUCGGCAUGCUCUCUUUAUCACAUCUCUCUGUCGUCUUGGCUCUGCUUCACUAUUCGACGUGCACCCCCUUUCAUUCGGUAUUUUCUCGUGCGACUACGGCACUGGCUGCGUCGGAGCAUUGUGGCGAUGAGGACUAUGUCAUCCUUAGUGGCACUCCAUGGAUUGUUUACAACAUGCUUUACAAUGCAGACGUGACGGUCGGAACACAGUGUACAAACUUUGAGAGUGUCGAGAAGCCCGCAACUGGUAACCCCGAAGUGAUUUGGAGCAGCGUUACUGAUAUUGAAUAUGUUGAGAGCACUGACAACGUCCCAAAAGGAUACUCCUUCGUCGGUCUCACCCAAAAUCUUGAAACCACAAUCUCCGCAAUCUCCUCCAUUCCAGCCAGUUACAAUUGGUCGCGAACGAAUACUACCGCUUUCAAAGGCAACAUUUGUUUCGAUUUCAUGACCAGCGACACGAAAGGAGACUCCACUUCGACUUCCGCUCAAGAACUUAUGCUAUGGCUCCAAUAUGAGGGUAGUCAACUACCGAUCGGAUGGGGAGACGUUGUGACCACCAUUGAUUCUUUGUUCGGCACAAGCUGGAAAUUGUAUGAAGCCAAGAAUACAGAUACUGGGAUCACGGUCCACAGCAUGCUUCCCGAUGUCCAAUUUGAUGGGAGUUUUGAGGGAGAUUUGAAAGAAUGGCUAGAAGCUCUGGUAAAUUUGGGGAGAUUUACAAAUGAGACGUAUGUCAACGUUGGAAAUGCCGGAACCGAAUUCUUCUACGGGGACAGCGUCAUGAACGCCACAUUGGGCUUGCAGAUUGAUUUGAGCUGAGUAGCCGUCUAAAUGCGAGCCGAACGGACUCUUUGCAAAUGUAUGUAGUUCGAAGGACAUAUCCCACCGUGUAACUAUAGUGGUGAUUGUAAACCUUUUGAUUCACUAGGCAAAAAGGACUUCACUUGCUAAGCAGGACCCCUGACGGAGUAUGUAAAUUUCUAAAUGCAAUUGAUCGCCUUUAGAUCAUCGAGG